GGGACAAGAGGAGGUAGGAGACACGAGCGGAAGACAUGGCGGAGCGGCCAGAGGACCUGAACCUUCCCAACGCGGUGAUCACCCGCAUCAUCAAGGAGGCGCUCCCAGAUGGGGUGAACGUGUCCAAAGAGGCCCGGCGAGCCAUUUCCCAGGCGGCCAGCGUGUUUGUGUUGUAUGCCACCUCCUGCGCUAAUAACUUUGCCUUGAAGGCCAAAAGGAAAACUUUGAAUGCAGGAGACGUGCUAGCAGCCAUGGAGGAGAUGGAGUUUGAGAGAUUCCUGGAGCCACUCAGAGAAGCUCUGGAAGUGUACAAGAAGGACCAGAAGGGAAAGAAGGAGGUGAGCGAGCAGAAGCGCAAAGACAAGGAGAAGAAGAACGACUCUGAGAACGACAAGAGCAGAGAGGAUGAGGAGGAGGAGGAGCAGCGCAUGGAGGAGCCUGAGGAGGAAGCUGACGAGGAGGAGGUGGAGAACUGAGGAAGCAGGAGCACAGCUGUGCUCUCACCCCCCCCUCUCUCUUCUAACAUGAUGAGGAACCUUUAACAUCUCCAGAACCUGGACUGGAGCUUCUUCACUUCAAUUUAUUCAGAUUUUGUCUGCAGUUUAACUUUGGUUCUGCUUCAUAAAAAAAAAAAACACAUUUAAUAUUAAAUGGAUGGAGGUUCUCCAUGCAGGUCAGAACAGCUGAUAUUUUUGAUCCGUUUGUACUUUUUUUUAGAUAUAAAUGCUGAAAUCUUUCAAUAAAGUGUUUUGUAUAAAAAUAAA
Cyprinodon tularosa is the source of this 764-nucleotide messenger RNA. It is a transcript of the gene pole3, whose product is annotated as polymerase (DNA directed), epsilon 3 (p17 subunit). Gene Ontology annotation, molecular function: protein heterodimerization activity; chromatin DNA binding. Lineage: Eukaryota; Metazoa; Chordata; Actinopteri; Cyprinodontiformes; Cyprinodontidae. Bases 36 to 476 code for a protein of 146 amino acids. Gene Ontology annotation, biological process: DNA damage response; leading strand elongation; heterochromatin formation. Gene Ontology annotation, cellular component: epsilon DNA polymerase complex; CHRAC. The transcript has 4 exons. The record is from RefSeq and is a predicted model, not a curated record.